Cavia porcellus (domestic guinea pig) is the source of this 3671-nucleotide messenger RNA. It is a transcript of the gene Coro1c, whose product is annotated as coronin 1C. The transcript is spliced from 11 exons. Gene Ontology annotation, molecular function: actin filament binding. Gene Ontology annotation, biological process: actin filament organization; neural crest cell migration. The coding region runs from base 166 to 1590 and encodes 474 amino acids. The record is from RefSeq and is a predicted model, not a curated record. Lineage: Eukaryota; Metazoa; Chordata; Mammalia; Rodentia; Caviidae.
GGGGCGGUGGCGGCUGCCCGCGCCCCUCCCCCGCGCGGCGCUCAGUGCCAGGCGGGAGGCGGCAGCGGUUGGAGGCUACGCGGAGCCUUGCAGCGCGGACUUCGGCGGCGGCGGUGAUAGUGAUAGCGGCAGCGGCAGCGCUUCAGGCACCUGGGCCCUGACACCAUGCGGCGAGUGGUACGGCAGAGCAAGUUUCGGCAUGUAUUUGGACAAGCAGUGAAAAAUGACCAGUGCUAUGAUGAUAUCCGGGUUUCUCGAGUGACCUGGGACAGUUCUUUUUGUGCUGUCAAUCCCAGAUUUGUUGCCAUAAUCAUAGAAGCGAGCGGAGGCGGAGCCUUCCUUGUACUCCCUCUGCACAAGACGGGUCGAAUUGACAAAUCCUACCCUACAGUAUGUGGCCACACAGGACCAGUGCUGGAUAUAGACUGGUGCCCGCACAAUGAUCAGGUCAUUGCUAGUGGUUCAGAAGACUGCACGGUUAUGGUAUGGCAGAUUCCAGAAAAUGGACUUACCCUUUCCCUGACUGAACCUGUGGUGAUCCUAGAAGGCCAUUCAAAGAGAGUCGGUAUUGUGGCCUGGCAUCCAACGGCACGCAACGUACUCCUUAGUGCAGGCUGUGAUAAUGCCAUCAUCAUCUGGAAUGUGGGGACAGGUGAAGCCCUUAUAAACUUGGAUGACAUGCAUUCAGACAUGAUUUACAAUGUGAGCUGGAACCGGAAUGGCAGUCUGAUCUGCACAGCUUCCAAAGACAAGAAAGUGAGAGUAAUUGAUCCCAGGAAACAAGAGAUUGUUGCCGAAAAGGAGAAAGCACAUGAAGGAGCUCGGCCCAUGAGGGCCAUCUUCCUGGCGGAUGGCAACGUCUUCACCACCGGCUUCAGCCGCAUGAGCGAGCGGCAGCUGGCGCUCUGGAACCCGAAAAAUAUGCAAGAACCAAUUGCUCUUCAUGAAAUGGACACAAGCAAUGGGGUGUUGCUACCUUUCUAUGAUCCCGACACUAGUAUCAUUUACUUAUGUGGAAAGGGUGACAGUAGCAUCCGCUAUUUUGAGAUCACGGAUGAAUCCCCAUAUGUCCACUACCUCAACACAUUCAGCAGCAAGGAGCCUCAGAGAGGGAUGGGUUACAUGCCCAAGCGGGGACUUGAUGUCAACAAAUGUGAGAUUGCCAGAUUUUUCAAGCUUCACGAGAGAAAGUGUGAGCCUAUUAUCAUGACUGUUCCCAGGAAGUCUGACCUUUUCCAAGAUGACCUGUAUCCUGACACAGCAGGGCCCGAAGCUGCCCUGGAGGCUGAAGAGUGGUUUGAGGGGAAGAAUGCUGAUCCAAUCCUCAUCUCUUUGAAGCAUGGAUACAUUCCAGGCAAAAACAGGGAUCUAAAAGUAGUCAAGAAGAACAUUCUAGACAGUAAGCCUGUUGCAAACAAGAAGUGUGACCUGAUCACCGUGCCCAAGAAAAGCACAGACACGGCCAGCGUGCAAAAUGAAGCAAAGUUGGAUGAAAUUUUAAAAGAAAUCAAAUCGAUUAAAGACACAAUCUGCAGUCAAGAUGAGCGUAUUUCCAAGUUAGAACAGCAGAUGGCGAAGAUAGCAGCCUGAAGGUCUCACCUCCACCCUCCAAAAUGGGAGCAAGAACUUGUGCUUGGUGGCUGGUGGUUGGCGUGGUCCUAGGGAGGGCGGAGAGGGAGGCACUGCCACUGGAGACAUUCCAUCCAGAUCUGUCAGCCAGCGAUAGGCCACAUUCCAGUAAGAGCUCAAUUCCUCUCCCAAAUUUUGCAAGAACAAAAGCUGAGCUUUUUAUCAGAAAGCUUUUUUGAUGUUUUAAGUGUUAUGUGACUUGAACUUUUAAAAGACAAAAGUGCUACUUUUAAAGUCCCAGAUAUCCUGAAUUUUAGAAAACAAACCAAUUCUGAUUCAGUGUCGUGCCCAAGAACCUUUUUUUUUAAUGACUAGGGACCAAUGCCACAUCGCUUUUUAUAUUUCUUUUCUUUUUUUAAAUGUUGCCAAAACCAAAAGUAGCUUGUUUUUCUUUGUAUUUUGCUACUUUGCAGUAUUCAUGUGUGGUUUUUUUUUUUUCUUAAUUUGAAAGGGACAGCACUGUGUAUGUUUAUAAACUAAAUGAAGAUAUUAUUUUGUAUAAACAUUCAUCUGAGAACAAUCAGAGCGGUGGCCACAUGGUGCUGGCUCGAGUGCAGCACACCCCUGGUCAUCGUAAUGACUGUACAAAAGGAAGACUUGAAAUCAUGUGGACCCACAUUACCACCCUCACUCCUGAGUCUUCUGAUCAAAAAAGCUCGAAUUGUCUCUCCUCCUUUCUUUCCUUUCUCUUUUCUAGAAAUUGGGUGGUUGUACCAGAAUGGAAUUUUGCUUGAUCCUGUGCUUCAGAUGAUUAUAAUCUAACCCAAACUAGCAUGUGUUUCUGCAGUUUUGUUACACACAGAAUCUGUCUGUCACAUUCAUCACUUUGAAACUCAUGGUCAGUACUUGACAAGGGUGCCCGGGACAGGAGGACCACACAUUGCUGAGUGUCCCUCCUGCCCAGCUCAGCAGUGUGCCUAGCUCUUGAGUGCAGUGGUAGGGCCUGCGCCAGGGAGCGUGGAGGGGGCCUUUGCCAGGUGGUCCUCUGUUUUCUGCUUGACCCUGCUGUCCCUGAGCUGUAUGGAGAAGCAGCAGCUCUGCUUACACCCAGAGCACCUGGCUCCCUCCUCUUCACGUCUGCUGUGACCGCUCAGGGCUCCCAGCCAGUCCCGCCUGUCUCCCUGCAGGUCAGCCCUAACCACACCCUUCAAGGCCAGGGUGCCAGUGGAUGUUGAGACUGAGGCGAGUGGGCUGGAAAGAAGCGGAAACGAGUGCAGGCCUCUGCUGUCACUCUGACUGAUGUGUCCAGUCGUGUCCCUUACGUACCCCACACAGACCAGCUCACAGACGCGCCAUGGACUCAAAGGGGCAGGAGCUGAGCACUGACCCCCUGCUCAUCCCUCCAUGAGUUGGGAGCCUGCCCUGUUUCCGCGUUCCCGGAUUGCAUUUGUGCAGAGCCAGACCGAAGGAGCCUCUGUGUGGAAAGGGCUGAGUGUCUGACUGCAUGUGAGCACACAGCGAGCUCCUUGGCAUGGGCGUGGGCUGGUGUGGCAGGAGUAAACCGGAAGCAGGACAGAGUGGGGCCUGGCAGCUGCCGGCAUCCGAGUGUCUCAGGUGGCUUUAUGUCUGUAUGUGUGUUUCUAAUACUGAAGGAGAUAGUAAGACACAACCAUCACAGUAAUUUAUAGUCAAACCUACGUUAUUUCCAUAUCAUGUUAUCUACUAAGGGCCUUCAUUUUGAAGAUCCAGAAAUGUGUUAAGGUUCUGAUACCAAAUUAGUGAACAGAAUCGCUGUGGAUGAUGAUGAAAUGCCCCAAGGAUUGUGGUUCAAAGCAAAGAGGGUGAGCAGGGAAAAGUUACCCCGACCUUAGCGUGCAGCUUCUGGUGUAUUUAAUGGAGGGAUGCCCAGCCAGGCUCACAGCAGGCACCUGAAGCAUUGUGGAUCAUCUUUCCUGUUUUGUCUUCGUCUUCUUUUUUUAAAAUGCCAUGAUACCCCAGAGGAGGACACUGAAUUACUCCUAGAUCUGCUCUUGUAGAGCAGCCAUAGUGUUCUGUCAAAAUACUUGCUUCCAUUUUCAGAGAUAAAGAUCAUUGAUUACAAA